Messenger RNA from Haemonchus placei, 351 nucleotides. The record is from the annotation of a GenBank genome assembly. Lineage: Eukaryota; Metazoa; Nematoda; Chromadorea; Rhabditida; Trichostrongylidae.
AUGGCCGACGCAGACAGAACGACGUCCGAUCGACUUGUUGUGGCAUUCGUCUCGCUCUUUGCCGAUCUGUCGUCAUACGGUGCCUUCACAGCGGGACCAGGGCGAAAGCUGUGGUCUCGCACGGAAGUACUGGUCAAAACUCGAACAGACGAAAAGAAUUGAUAUUCCAUCACAAAUGCUGUUGUUAAGGAGCACCUCAAGAACCACAGUGAGCCGGUUGCUCAAUGCGCAUCGGAGAAGUACUUCGAGAAACUCGAUGAGGAGGAAGAAGAAGACUACUAUGAUGAAGGUGGCAACAUUAUAGACCGAAAUGCUCGUAAGAUGGUGCCCAAAUCGCGAUCAUUCCCUUGA